Molecule: messenger RNA, 1786 nt
Organism: Colletotrichum phormii
Lineage: Eukaryota; Fungi; Ascomycota; Sordariomycetes; Glomerellales; Glomerellaceae
Exons: 3
Coding region: 483-1604 (373 amino acids)
Source: RefSeq, a predicted model, not a curated record
GACGAUGGAAUUUUCCAUUGAAACAAUGGAAGAAAGAUGUGACAAGGGCUGAUCCGAGUCUUAUUCCAACAUCAGAUCUUUACACACUUACCUUCGUUCACGGUCCAGCGUCUUUUCCAUCCUUGGCUUCCAGGAGAAAUCCAACUCGGCAUUGUCACCCGAGAACGUGCCACCAGAGGCGCAGCCGUUGACGCCUCCCCCCUUGUUACGGGACGAGUCAGGACAAGAACGUCAAACCUUGCCGCAAAGAAGCUUGAUCUUCUUCUGCUUCAGCGCUUCUUGCCUACAAUUAUUCAGCGGGGGUUCAGCUGCCGAUGCGCCGGAAGUGCAAGGGAACCGAGACACGGAGAAGUGGGAACGUCAACUCGCGGAUUUACACCUCAUUCAUUGAACGACACCAGCAAGCGGCAACGACGUAAAGGGUGGAGGAUAGGCGCCGCGGACACACAUCUCACCCAUGCUCGUCCUACGGUAGACGCAAGAUGAGUGCGCCCGAGUCGUACCAGCUCGAGUCCCUCGCCUCGGAUGCGGACGGCAUCAAGCCUGCAUCGCCGACGGCCUCCAUCGACCCGGCCAACGUGCGGUGGAUGAACCAGGGCGACCGGAGAUGGGAAGUCUGCAAGAUCGUGAGCCGUCUCAUUGGGACGCUGCUGUGCGCCAUCAUCCUCAUCAUCAUCAUGGCGUGGUACGGGCAUCCGCCGUGGGAUGGCGAUGGAGUCUGGCCUUGGCUGUGUCUGCCGGGAGCUUUGCCGUCAUUCAUGUGGGAUCUGGGAGAGUUCCUCACCAUCUGCGCCCGCCACGGACGCGGCAUCACGCCAAAAGCUCACAUUGGCCUGGAACUCAUCAUCUCCAUCCUCGGCUACAUUGGCGGAGGCUGGCUGGCGUUCCAACUAGGUAUCCAAGAAGACGACCAGAUAGGAAACAGCCCGCUGAACCUCGCCCUCGUGGCGUGUAUUUUCAUGCUCCUCAGCGCAACCAUCCACAUGGCACUCUUCAUCCGCGCCUGUAUAGAACGCAGCCGUGAAAUCCGCCGGCGCAGACCGCGCGUGAUGUACAUACCAGAAACAGGGCAAACAGUCUACGUCGUCGCCAAACCCUUUCCAAAACUACCGACGUGGAAAUCCCAACAAUCCGCACGCGCCCAAACCUCCCUCCGCUCAACGCAGAGCCCGCUCAGCAACUCCCUACGACACCACUUUCAACAACUCCAAGAAGAGAUGCCGCCGCCAUUACCAGACCGGCCCGGCGACCAGUCCCCUUCGUCGGCGUUGUCCAUCAAGCGGAAACCCUUACCGGGUGGUCUACCCGCGCGUACGUUCCCCAUGGGCGAUAGUCGGGACCGCCACCUCCGGCCGAACAUGCGUCCGCCGCCGGCUGAUUACGAGCCUUCUGUGGAGGAGCUGGAGAGGAUGAGACGGGGCGAUGCGCAGCCUCAGCUUAUCUUGCCGGGGGAUGUGGAUUUCAAGUUUGCUACGAGCGUGACUGGUAUGACGCCGGCUGAUGCGAGCGCGAGGGAGGGCAAGUAUCGGGUGAACAUGACGCAGAUGCCGGUGAUGGGGGAGUCUUCGAGGGGUGAGAGUGCAGGUAGGACGAGAUCUAUCUAAGCUUCUGUCUUUGUAUACCUUACUUGAGGAUACUCACAAGAGUGUAGACCUCACUCAUUAUCUAUGUAGCAUUUUCGCGAUUGGAAGGGACGGCGUUUGGGGACAUUAUGACUGAGUAGAACAGUCUCAUUUACGAUCGGGCAUCUCAUGAUAUUCUUUUAAUUCAAUCUUUUCACUUGACA